AUCAUGGCACCGCCCUGUUACAAAACCAAUAUUGGCCAAUAGAGGCGCUGUUUCCUCCCGAGCUGCUGUGCACAGCGUCGCAGGCGGAAGGCCGCCAACCGACCGCUGCCUGCUUAAAUCCCAAACCGAACUGCGUAGCACCGCGCCACUACACAAACCUGGACUUCACCGCCAGCUCGUCCAAAACAUCUACUAAGGAAUGACGGCGGCCUGCAUUUGUCCUUUCUUCGACAAGAACAAGAUGUUGAACUAUAGCCAAGCGUGCGCCGGCGCCAGCAGCCAAGUCAAUUCGAGCCGCUACAAGACCGAGCUGUGCCGGCCUUUCGAGGAGAACGGAUCUUGCAAGUACGCUGACAAGUGCCAGUUUGCCCACGGCAUGCACGAGCUGCGCAGCCUUACCCGUCACCCCAAGUACAAGACUGAGCUGUGUCGCACCUUUCACACCAUUGGAUUCUGCCCGUAUGGCCCCCGUUGCCACUUCAUCCACAACCCUGAGGAGCGCCGCGGUCCCCCGCCCCUUUCCGCCUUCAACAAGAUGGGGUGCUCUCGCCUACAGCACAGUUUGAGCUUUGCGGGCUUCCCCAGCCCCGGCGGCUCACAAGACAGCCCCACCUUGGUCACCCCGCCUCCCAAUCGCUCCACUGAAGACCUGACCGAGUGGUCCGGCAAUCCCUUCAGCUACUCUAGCCAGGAGAUUGCCAGCCUGUUUGGCCCCAGUUUGGGGCCCCCACCUGUUUGUGAGCCCCAGCCUCCGGCCCCACUUUCCCCCACAAUCCCCUGCUUUUUUCACCCAGCCUCAGAUGGCCCCCCGAGUCCCCUCAACUCUUUAUCUGACCAGGAGGGUUACCAGAGCAGUCUGGGCAGUCAGAGUGGCUCGGAGUCCCCCCUCCUGGAUGCAUCCCGCCGCCUACCCAUCUUCAGCAGGCUCUCUGUUUCUGAUGAGUAAACUUAAUUGCUUUAUGGAGUGAAGUGAGGAAGAGGAAGACCGCUCACUCCUCAGCUCUGUUUACACAAGAACUCGAAUCACAAUAUCAGAUGCCUUUUGAAAAUCAGAAUUUUUUUGGUUUCCUAUCCCUUUCAAUUGCAGUCAGGUCUCGUUAACAAAAUGAACAACGACUAAAGCGGUAUGGUCUUUACAGCCACGCACUGGCCAGCGCCAUGUUUAAAUGAAUGUGAAAUGCAGCAGUAAAAACGCAGACUUUUCGUUCGGAAGCAGCAGCAGCAACUAACGAGUGUCUGCACUCGACUGUGUGUGUUGCAGUCUUGCCAAUCUCCAGGCGGCCUUUGUUAUCGCCUCUUGCCACGACCUUUGAACGCUCCCUGUUUAAUUUGUAAGGGUCACCUCAGCUUCACGAACAAGAGGACAUCGGCGGAGAGAUUUUUUAAGCGAGUCCAGCAACUGGCCUCACCAAACCCAGUUUCUUCAAAGUCAUGCCGCGUGAGGGCACGCUCUACUCUUCAGGUCUCGGGGUCACUCUUCUCGAUAGCAAGGCUGGAAUCCUGCUGCUGUUCCUUGGACAUGAACGCCAAUACGGUUUGUGCAGGCCACAGCGUUAAGAAUCCUUUAACGUAGAUUCCAGGGCAAUUGGAUUCGACAAAAACGUCACUAGUUUCCACGGAUGACUUUUAUUGGAUCGCUGAGGUCAAUAUUAGUUGGUCACUUGAGCUGAACUGACUUCGAAGUGCCAGCAGACAAUGUUGAGCAGCAUUCGAAAGGUGCGGUCUCUUAGUCGCCCCCCCCCCCCUCCUCAAUGUUGAGCGGUUGCGUAUCAUCUCUCCCCAUUGAUGAGUUCCUGCAUCUGGGGAUGUGUUGCUCAGCGUUAGUGCUUUGAUUGGUUCCCCAUGUUCAUAUCCAUUGUAUAUUAUUAUUAUUAUUAUUAUUAUUGUCUAGUUUACUUCCAUAAAGCCCGAAGCAUUUUGGUUGUCACUGCUUAUUUAUCAAAUUCUAUUUAUUGCUGAUUUUAAGCAUUUUAUGUUGUAUUUAUCUUUUCAUGAAACAAUAGUAUAUUUAUGAUCUCCAUAAUCGCAAGAUUGUGAAGCAAGUUUUUUUUUUACAGUAAUAGAUUUCACUGCAAUGACAUUUUUGUUCCCAUUUGUCUUUGUUUUGAAACGAUCUCAAUUUCAAGCAAAAUGCAGAAAGGUGUAGCAUUUGUAUUCCUCCUCCCGCACGUUGCGAUCCGAAGGCACAAAUGCACCGCCGGCUCCACGCAGUCAUGCGCGCUGGUGCGGGUGGCGUUCAGGUAGAAUUUUGCACUAAAUAGUCGCUAAAUGGCAUUCUUAUACCUCUUCACAUACAUCUACAUAAGAGAACGAUAUUAGACGUUAUACAUUAGUACGGUAGUUUUAUUACAUAUGAGCCCAGUUUACUGAACCACCUGCACGGUGCAUUGACAAAUCCUGCAUAGAGUAUGAUUUAGGCCCGGAGAAUGUAGACUGGUUCUGGAAAAGUCCUGUCCUCACACCAGUAACGUUUUAUUAGGUUUCAGUUACGCGACGCAUCACGGAGUCAGUCAGGCGAUUAGAGAAAGAUCUGUUUGCUAAUUUUUGGAGCAAAAUAAGUUGCCUUGCCUUUUUCCCCCGAUCACGCACAGACGUACCAGCACUUUUUGUCUCCAUGACGAUGACGACGAUGAUGAUGAUGUAAAGGUUAUUCUUGACCACUCUUUCCCAUGAAGUGCCUACAAAAAAUAUAUAUACAUUCCAGGUUUCCCAAUUGUUGUGCCUUCCUAUUUUUUGUACGGUAUGACUGCUAAAAGCCUAAAAUGUAUUCCUGCAGGUAAGGGGUUAACGGCAUUGCAACGCAGCUGCUGCUGUUUCACUGCAGUAGCGUCUUUUGUGACGACAGAGUUGCAGUUCAAAACCAAUAAAACGUGUUCAUAUUG
This is a messenger RNA of Phyllopteryx taeniolatus (common seadragon), 2882 nucleotides long. RefSeq names its product zinc finger protein 36, C3H type-like 1b (gene zfp36l1b). The record is from RefSeq and is a predicted model, not a curated record. The transcript is spliced from 2 exons. Lineage: Eukaryota; Metazoa; Chordata; Actinopteri; Syngnathiformes; Syngnathidae. The coding region runs from base 200 to 946 and encodes 248 amino acids. Gene Ontology annotation, molecular function: mRNA binding; metal ion binding.